CAGACCUCAGUGUUGUCUCCUCGCAGAUCAAAACAACAAGUCAAAAGAUGGCGAGCAAGUCGCAACUGCUUCGACAGGCUAAAAGUUUCGAGCUCCCAGAACAUGAGAAUCUGGGCUUGUCGACGUACGUGCUGGGUCGGCGGCAGCACCAACAGUUCACGGAGCGGGUCCAGAAGGAGAAGGAAGAGCUGGAGGAGGAGAGGUGGGAGGAGAAGAAGAUGCUGGACAAGAAGAUCAAGCGUCUAGAGGGACAAGUGGAACGUUACAAACAGGACUUGAAUGAAGUGCAGAGCAAAAAUGACGACUUGAUAUCAGAGAACAGAAAACUCGACAGAGAGCUGCGGUACGCCAACGAUCGUGUGUCCGAGCUUCAGAUGGAGAUGGACAAGAUGAAGGCUCACGUCACGUCACUGGAGACGUCCAACCGCACCCUUAAGACACUCGCCAAGAAGUAAGGACGUCCUUCAAGGCCGGUACCAUGCCUUGGAGUGUGAUGUAAAAAUGCACGUUAUAUUAUCGGUUUCCUACUUGUGGAUGACGUACCCCUGACGUGGUGGAAGUAGUGCACCAAUGACGUCAGCAUUUUACGUGCACUUCGUCACCAGUCCUGUCGGGUCUCCUGACCAAUCCGCUGGAUCGACGUUAAGAACUCAUGGAGCCUUUCAGAUUUUUUUCUAAGAUAAACCGUCCCUUUCUACACGAAUUGAUUUAGUGAUAUUAUUAUAUAGAUAUGCCCUUUUGUUCUUUUGUGUUGCAUAGAAUCUAGAUAAGGAAUUAUGAAUAAUUAAAGCUGAUGAAAACACCGCGCUCAGAAAUGAUUUUACAUGUUUAAGCCUCAUUGUUGGCAAUAUUCAAUCUUAUUCGGUGAGUGAAGCAAAUCAUACACGGUACACAGUAAGCUUGAUGUAAAUGGCUGUAAAAGUUGCCCCUAUCGUAAUACAAACCUUGAAGGUAAUAGUCUCAGUGUAAUGAUCAACAUUGUAUAAUGGCAACAUGUACAGCACAUUUGACUAGU
Messenger RNA from Branchiostoma belcheri (Belcher's lancelet), 1015 nucleotides. RefSeq names its product leucine-rich repeat flightless-interacting protein 2-like. The transcript is spliced from 5 exons. The record is from RefSeq and is a predicted model, not a curated record. NCBI's taxonomy places the organism in Eukaryota, Metazoa, Chordata, Leptocardii, Amphioxiformes, Branchiostomatidae. The coding region runs from base 48 to 455 and encodes 135 amino acids.